UAUCCAAAUGAGAGGACCAAGAAGAGCAGGCCUAUAUAAUGGGAAGAAAAUGACAGAGAGCUCAAGAGAGGAAAUCAGACUGCAAAGGAUCAAGCGAGAGAAUAAAGAAACCAGUAAAAAUGACUCAAGGAUCUAGACUAUACUUUGCAGUGACACUUCUGAUGUGUGCGUUUGCCACCAUCCAUUGUGUCGGUCUGAAUGAGUUACUGGAGCGAGCCUCUCAACUUUCAGACAAACUUCACUCCAUCAGCACUUCUCUCACCAAUGACCUGGAUUCUCACUUUCCUCCUGUUGGAAGGGGAAUGAUGCCCCGUCCGUCAAUGUGCCAUACAUCCUCCCUUCAGAUUCCCAAUGACAAAGACCAAGCCCUGAAAGUACCGGAGGAUGAGUUGCUGUCCCUGGCUCGGUCUCUGCUGCUGGCGUGGUCCGAUCCUCUCGCCCUUCUCUCCUCUGAGGCAUCCAGCCUGGCACAUCCAGAACGCAACACCAUUAACACCAAGACCAAAGAGCUGCAGGACAACAUCAACAGUCUGGGAGCAGGUCUGGAGCACGUCUUUAACAAGAUGGGCUCAUCUUCAGACAACCUGUCCUCUCUCCCUUUUUACAUCGACAGCCUUGGCCAGGAUAAAACCUCUCGACUUGUCAAUUUCCAUUUCCUGCUGUCCUGUUUCCGCAGGGACUCCCACAAAAUUGAUAGUUUCCUCAAAGUUCUUCGCUGUCGGGCAGCCAAGAAGAGACCUGAGAUGUGUUAGAGUGGAAAUGCUGUGCUCUGCUUCUCUUAGUGUGGAUGUUAAGUUAGAAUGGCAGAGAAGAGAGUGAUUUGAAGAAAAAAAACUUCUUUAUAAUAUUAUAUAAAAAAAAAAACAUGUCCUUUAUUGUUUCUAAGAUGUAGAUUUUUGACUUUCUUAUAUACUUAAAUUAAAUUGGACCCACACAAAGAUAAAAUAAAUUAAACAAAGGCAUUUAAGUUGAACAUUUGUAUGAAGAACACAUGCACAGAGUUUAUUUGAAUGUUUGGCCAGCUUGAUGACAUUUGUAUGCUAGGUAACCUAAUUUUAUUUAUUAAGGAAAUUAUGUUGUAUCUUUAACCACUUUUCUGUAAUGCAAUAUUUAAAGCCUUGCAGCAAUGUCAAUAUAUUUCUAUCAUGCAGAUUCA
Molecule: messenger RNA, 1156 nt
Organism: Labeo rohita (rohu)
Lineage: Eukaryota; Metazoa; Chordata; Actinopteri; Cypriniformes; Cyprinidae
Gene: prl
Product: prolactin
Exons: 5
Coding region: 120-752 (210 amino acids)
Biological process (GO): positive regulation of cell population proliferation; response to nutrient levels; positive regulation of receptor signaling pathway via JAK-STAT
Cellular component (GO): extracellular region
Molecular function (GO): hormone activity
Source: RefSeq, a predicted model, not a curated record